AUGGCAGAAUUUGCAUACAACAAUGUGGUCCAUAGCAGCACAGGGAAAACACUGUUCAAAGAACUAUAUGGAUGGGAACCUACCCUCAUGGCUAGCAAUGUGCCCACAGACAUACCAGAAGCAGAUGAUCUGGCCAAGACCAUGGAAGCCCAAUGGAGAAAAGCUGUCCCAAUUGAAUUUGAAGUGGGCAAGGAAGCAUGGUUAGAUGCAAAAAACAUGAAGUUCAAAACCAUGAGCCCCAAACUAAUGGAACAAUGUCUGUGUCAUGCCCUAGAGGUGUGA
Messenger RNA from Rhizoctonia solani, 282 nucleotides. RefSeq names its product Retrotransposable element Tf2 protein. NCBI's taxonomy places the organism in Eukaryota, Fungi, Basidiomycota, Agaricomycetes, Cantharellales, Ceratobasidiaceae. Bases 1 to 282 code for a protein of 93 amino acids. The transcript is spliced from 2 exons. The record is from RefSeq and is a predicted model, not a curated record.